Molecule: messenger RNA, 234 nt
Organism: Strongylus vulgaris
Lineage: Eukaryota; Metazoa; Nematoda; Chromadorea; Rhabditida; Strongylidae
Source: the annotation of a GenBank genome assembly
AUGCGGGGAUGGAUUUGGCAGACAUGCACCGAAUUAGGCUACUUUCAGACUACUGAUGGAGGAAACAACGGAAUUUUUGGUAGCACUUUACCAGUGGACUUCUACUCGGACCAAUGUAUAGAUCUCUUUAGUCCAGAAUACACGCUGGAUUCAACUUACCAACGUGUUGCGGCUGUAUUACAAAAAUAUGGAGGAGCUGAUGCUUAUAGGGUAAACUUCAAUACGUGUAAUUAA